AUGUCAUUAAAUCAAGCAGAAAUUGCCAUCAUUUCACGAAGGGUUCGAGAGGCCAUUGAAUUGCUCUUCAGUGAUUGCAGUCUUCCACGUGAUACCUUUCUCAAAGAAAGAAUUGCAGAAAACAAGGAUGGUUAUGUCGAUCUCGAGACCAUUACACAAUUUAACAGAAUUCAACAAAUUACCACCGAUAUGAAUUUGAUAAUCAAAGCUCUUUCCAAGAGUUUCAUGUUACAAUUCGAUUCUCAAAAUACCAAAAUCAGAAGAAGAGUUGCCUUACCUCCCUCCAUCCAAACCACGCACACAAGAACCUUAUUUGUUAAGAGAUUUCCCCUCAAUGAAUCAAUAGUAACACCUGAAAAAAUUAAGCAAUGUUUCGAUGCCUAUGGGAAGGUCGUUUACGUUGGGCUGAACAGAGAACAACACUCUGAAAAAUUUACGGGAAGCGCGUUUGUUGAAUUUGAUUCGGAGGUGGUGGUUGAAAAGUUGACCUUAAAGAGUGUUGUGGUAAAGUAUAGUAAGGAUGAUGAGGAGGGAUUGUUAUUGAGGAAGGGAAGUGAGAGUCAGCAGAGAAGAUAG
Naegleria gruberi is the source of this 576-nucleotide messenger RNA. RefSeq lists its product as uncharacterized. Lineage: Eukaryota; Heterolobosea; Eutetramitea; Acrasida; Naegleriidae. The record is from RefSeq and is a predicted model, not a curated record. Bases 1 to 576 code for a protein of 191 amino acids. Gene Ontology annotation, biological process: RNA processing. Gene Ontology annotation, molecular function: RNA binding. The transcript is spliced from 2 exons. Gene Ontology annotation, cellular component: nucleus; ribonucleoprotein complex.